This is a messenger RNA of Dimorphilus gyrociliatus, 865 nucleotides long. The record is from the annotation of a GenBank genome assembly. Lineage: Eukaryota; Metazoa; Annelida; Polychaeta; Dinophilidae.
AAGUGCGGCCCUGAAUGUAAACAAUUUCAAGUCUGCCUAGAUUCGGCACGAAUUUCUUAACUUUUGACUGAAAUGUAAUUUACAAAUUAUGUCGGAAGAACUAGAGGAUCAGAUAUUAGAAGAUUUAUACAGUUGGUUGGACCAGAUUCCUUUAUCAAGAGAAAAGAAGUCGGUGAGAAGGGAUUUUGCAGAUGGAGUUUUGGUAGCCGAGAUAAUUAAGUUUUACUUCCCCGAAAUGGUUGAUCUACAUAAUUAUCCACCAGCCAGUAUGAUACAGAGAAAAACUGACAAUUGGAAUCUCUUAAAUAAGAAGGUCUUCCGGAAGUUGGGAUUUGAACUACAACAGGACGUCAUAAGUAAAUUAGUUGCGGGUCGUCAAGGAGAACAUGCUGCGGAACAUUUCCUCCUCAUGCUACGGAGUAAGGUGGAAAGAAAAUUGUUUCAGAAAAAGAGACAAACCGAGAGUGAGGUCAUCGACAGAAAGUCAAAAUCGGAACGAGAUCAACAGGUUCCUCCACUAACGUAUCCUGCAGUACAGAAGUUAAGAGGAACUUUGGAAGCAGGAAGUGUAAUGGCUAACGAGCGGAAGUUAAACUAUAAAUUUUCAACUCCUCGGACAAAGCCUCCUAAUCAACAAGAUACGGUAUCGAAACUUGCUUUGGAAGAGGUGGAGCAAGAGUUGCUAACUCGCGACGAAACUAUUCAGGUCCUACAAGCUAAAGUUCGACGUUUAGAGCACUUAUUGCAUUUAAAAGACAUCCGAAUCGAAGAUUUACAAUCUAGGCUGCAGAUGGCAAACCAAGAGAAAAUAAGUAGGGCCCAGCAACUGUUCAGUCAGCAUAAGGUUACAACGAAACAUAGAUGA